GGAACCUUUCUGAACAGGCAGGUUGACAAUGGCCACUUCCAGCAUAUGGCUCUUCGCACUUAACACCGUCUCAUUGGCCUGUCUCUUGACCGGAAUUUACUAUGCUGUUCGAUACCACAACAAACCGCUUCUGGCAUGGGACGUGCCCACCCACCUUUCCUACCAAAAGAUAGGAACAGUUGUCCACUCGCGCAAGCUGGCACGCUAUGAUGCUGAUUUCUGGAAUUACGCCGUCCAGAUUUGCGGAGGUGCCAUUGCAGCAAUUACUCUUUUUGCGUUUCAGCGUUACCGCAAUGGUCAAUCACAGUGGAGGGCUCAGUCAACUUCAGGCUCCAGUUUGCGCCCAUCGCUCAGCUCGGUAACAGGAAGUACAUGGAGCCGGUUCGGCUUGAACUUCAGCGGCAAAACAGGUAUCACCACCAUCUUCGCAUGUAUUUCUGUUGGCGCGGGGGUCUUCAGCAGCCUGUUCGGAAUGCACCCCACGACAUGGACGACAACGAGCCCCAUCGGUGCCGUUUCCACUGCCGCCAUCACGGACGAGCUCACGCGCGUCCCGGCCGCGACCCCUUGGGACAUGACGUCCCUGAUGCUGCGCAGCGCCUUUGAGCGCGUUGUUUUGCAGAAGCCGCAUGGUCUACAUGUCACACAUCGCUACCUCACGCGCCAUCUCACAAAUGGGGAGGGUGUGCGAGUCGGGAGGACCGUCUACCCAACCAUUCGGACGCACGGCGUGGGAGUCGCGCCUGCCCCAUGGGAGCGGAGCGGUUACCGCGUGCCAGUUGACCAGAGCCGUGUGCUGGCCUACGAGCCCAUUGUGGCGGCGACCAAUGUGACUGUCCAGUGCAGCGAGAGCACCAAGGACUGGGCCUGGGGUUACGAGGUUCACGAGUUUGCCUCGACGGAAGAACCUGAUCAACCCAACACCAUCAUACACCGUUUCCACUUCUUCCCCAAGACAGACUGGCACACUCGGGGGCCGAAUCGAACCGUCACAUACGUCGACGCGGACCAGACAUUCCACCUCGAGACCUGGCAAGCCCUGAAGAAGGACGGCGAUGAGCCUGAGCAUGCAAAUAACAUGGAGGUACACCAACUCUUUGUCUUCACCAACGUUCACCCAAUCAAACGUGUCCCCAAAGCCAUUUUUAUCGACUGUCGGUACGGAGGCUUCGACGUCAUCAGGCAAGUCACUAUGACCGCACCCUUGGAGCCCAUCUCCAUCGGGGACAUCAGAGACACCAAGGGCGCCCUGGACAUGGAGGACCUGUACCCUGCGGCUUCAGCCAUCGAGAAAGCCCUCGGCCGCGACGGAGGCGCCAUGAUCGCCGGCAUGACGGCUGCCGGCAUGACCUCUCUCGAGGUGUGGGAUCUACUCCGCGGCCGGACGCUCGAGCUACACGAGCUGAUCGAGCACAUCUUGGUCGACACGGCGCAGGCUUACUUCAGCCUUGUCAGGCAGUGGAGGGAGGAGGCUCAGUUCUUUUCGUGGCCGCGAGAAGUCCCGGCGGGCCACUUGACGGCGACCACGAAGCGUAUUGGCUGGGCUGGUAGUGCCGGGCUGGGAGGCGUGAUUGUCCUCGGACUGCUUGCGCUGUUGCCGCUCACGGCUCUGACGAGUCUGUCGCGAGGUGUGGUGCGCGAUUAUCAGCGGAGGAGGUUUUCUAAUAAGUUUGAACUGAAGGACGGGGUGAUCAAGAAGAAAUCUGAUUAAACUCCAAUCGGCUGCUCGUCACUCAGGCUCGGUCUUUCUGAUACUCUCACGUGGUACGGUAUUUCGUGCUUUAUUGGAGUUAUCGUUCCACGCUGGGGUCCCUGAGCCAAGAAGCUGCUGCCCGCCGCCCCGCUGAUGCGGAUGUGAGUGUCUUCGCUACAGACUGGCUGUUACGGUUUGACUGCGACGACUCGGGCGGUGCCGACGAGCGGGAAAAAAAAAAAAAAA
Messenger RNA from Parathielavia appendiculata, 1939 nucleotides. RefSeq lists its product as uncharacterized. The record is from RefSeq and is a predicted model, not a curated record. The coding region runs from base 29 to 1711 and encodes 560 amino acids. The transcript has a single exon. Lineage: Eukaryota; Fungi; Ascomycota; Sordariomycetes; Sordariales; Chaetomiaceae.